AAAAUAAAUGUACUUUUAUCAGCACUUAAUAAAAAAUAAAAAAGCAGGAAUACAACGGAGAUAAACUUAAUUGAUACCUAUAGAAGAGGAUAAUAUAAAACGCAGCAAAAUAAAAAAAAAUCUGAAUGGUAUCCUCACAACGGGCGCAUUCACCUAACCCGCUGCGACCGGGAGCGUGCGGGCCAUGUGCCAGUCGGUGUCUCGCCGCGGCCGCACGAUGCUGCGUCUCUCCCUGCUCGUGAUACUCCUCACACAUCGCAUACGAACCGCUCAUGUCACGCAAACACCCUUCUCGAAUCGUUACGAUAAAUUAUUUCAAAAAUUAGAAAAAUUAACCGUCGCGCCCGACCGUUCACCUAGUGAGCGGUUGGACGAGAAAUUGGAUCGUUUGAAUGCUUUGGCUGAUGAUCGAGACUUGACGGAGGAGGAGGAAGAGUUGUUGUCUCUGAUGACGGAUUUCGGGGACCUCAGUGCGGAGCAGAUCACCGGGGUGGUGAAGGACUUGCAACGGAUGAAGGAGGAAGUUAGUGAGCAGGAGUACAGUGACGCGGCCUGGGAUGAUGAGGACUUGCCAGACCUGGCCGAAGGUGACUACCCUAUGGACGGCAACGACAAUGAUAACGACUGGGAUUCCGAGGACCUGGCAGACUCCAGCGCCACCAGCAAGCCGGUGUUGGGGGUCACGCCCUCCGCGUUCACCAGGACGGCCACAGUCAAGGUGUCGGCUGCGGAGACCAUCGCAGCCACUAACGCGAGGCCCAGGAUCUUGGAUGAACCGUCUACAGCCGUAGAACGGGCAGCACUCAGACGAGCAGCGAUGCGGAGCAUGAGCAACCUGCUGCACAGCGGCAAGUGUCUGGUGCCGCAGCCACGCUGGCUCACCGUGCGGCAACUAGCACCGGCAGCUGACACCAGGUACUUGCCGCCCUGUGUGCAGCUCCACCGCUGCGCGCCUGACUCCGGCUGCUGCCUCAACGAAGGCGAGGUUUGCGCGCCGAUUGACGGCAAAACUGUUGUUUUCCCAUUCUUCCUCCACAAGGCAAACGGUCAAAUGAACGUGGUGAGGAUGCAGUUCUUCAACCACACGCAGUGCGCAUGCGUGUCCCGGGAUACUUACCAGAUGACCAUCACGCCGCGCGCCGGGAAGGCCAGCUACAGCGAUAGCCAGGACAGCCAGGAGGAAGACAGGCCCUCGCGGCGGCCGCUGGGUGACUCCCAGAGUGACUGGAGGCCGCCCACCGAGGAGCCCAUGCUGGAUAAGGAUAACGUGCCCACUGCACCUCCUCAGUUACGAAGAUGUACAUGCCCUGGUCUAUUCCUGGCAAAUAUGAAGGACAACGAGCCAUGCACGUGCAUAUGCGACUGGCCGGACGCAGGUCGGCGUCGCGACUGUACGCACCUGGCUAAGGGUCGCGAGCACUUCGGUCUUCGCGACCGCGUGUGCGUGGCUCGUGGGGACUGCAGCCCCCCUACCUGCGAGUACGGCGCCUUCGACCGCGUCAACGGCAAGUGCCCCGAGCGCCGGUACCGCCGCACGAGGUACCACGCGCGCCGCUACCAGGACAAACCUAUGGUGUUGUGAUGGAACUGUGCAUUAUGUGCUAUUGUGCAAACAGAGAGGGGCUUGGUAAUGCUAUGAGAUGUUAAUUUUGUUUAAUGAAUCCAGUUACUUUACAGAAGAAAGUUAAAAUCUUUUUGCGAAAGUGCGGGGUGGUCUUAACCAGGAAAAAUAAAUGCAUUAUUUAUUUUUUUUGUCAAAAUUUACUGUAAAAAAAUUACAUAACCUAUCCGUAUCUUAAUUCAGGAAAUAAAAUGAAGAAUUAAACGAAAUUAAAAGUAGUCCAUUGUAAGUGUUAACGAUGUGUACAUUGUGUUACUUGUUCAAGUGUUUCGUGAAUAAAUAAACGUAAUUUAAGUACUUCCGCGUUAAUGAUGAUGCACAAAUUAAUGCAAUGUGUGAGAUGUACGUGUGCUGUUACACAUCUAUUGACGUCAUGGAUACAUGCUAGGUAUAGAUAACACCUUGGAUACUGCAGGUGGAAUAUUUUGUUCUUUUUUGAGUUUGCUAAAUGUUAAGUAAGGGUGGCGCAAGAGUCUGCAUUCAGAUUUGCCGAUUCAAGAUCACUGUCGAACUGGCUACUGUAUAAUGUAUAGGUAUAUUGAGAGCGCAGAUAGCCGAUGGUUCAAGGUCAUUACGCCAAACUCACUUAACGCGACGUGUGGCGUGUGGCGGCUUCGAUCCCCGCGUAUGACAAGCCUUUGUGUGAUCCACGAAUGUUUUCCUUAGUCUGGGUGUCUUUGUGCAUGUGACAAAAAUAUUAUAUUGACACUCGUAAAUUGUCUUUUAUCCUGAAACUAUUAAGUUACGUAUGAUGCUAGCUCUACUGUUUGCACAAUGGAAGAUAAUAAUAUAUUUUAAUGAGACUGCAUAAUACUUAUAAACUAGCUAAAUGUUCGUGCCAUAUGCUUCCGAGUCGAUAGCUACGAGUUUAUUCUGUUUGAACAUUUCUGACGUCUGUCUAUCUUUUCUCUCAUGUCAAUAAUAUUUUUUUAACUUUAUGAUUCGGUACUUCAAAUGUAAUCUGAUAGUCCUUUUUUGCUGUGUAUCUAUAUGUCGCAGCCAUGUUGUACCUAUUAUCCGCCGUAUUACAAUACGGCUAGCAGUUAUUGGCUAUUUUGAAAUGUGGCUAAACGUAAUCCGCCUAAUUGAAGAACGUAUUGCAAUGACAGUCCGGCUAAUUGUUGAUCCUAUGGCCCUGUUUUUCAUAAAAGAUAGCUGUGAUGUAAUACGGCGGAUUAUGCAAUCCGGCUGUGACAUGCACAAAGAAGUGAAGAGUAAAUUAAACUAUGAAUAUUAAAUGGUACUGCUUUUAUAAUUUGUACUAGUAAUAUACUUUUGCUGUGUUUGUAAUGCACACCUUUCUGUCUGUCAUCCAAUAUAGCGCCCUGGGAUUUCGGUGUUAACAACAUCGAAAACCUACUAGCUGACGUCAUUUUUCAUUUCGAUACGAAUCAGUUUCAAUAAAUUGUGUAACUUAGUCUUUAAGUAUUUGUUAAGUUGUAAAUAAAAUAAUUAUACUUGA
Molecule: messenger RNA, 3083 nt
Organism: Trichoplusia ni (cabbage looper)
Lineage: Eukaryota; Metazoa; Arthropoda; Insecta; Lepidoptera; Noctuidae
Gene: Pvf3
Exons: 6
Coding region: 185-1582 (465 amino acids)
Biological process (GO): hemocyte migration
Cellular component (GO): membrane
Molecular function (GO): growth factor activity
Source: RefSeq, a predicted model, not a curated record